ACUAUAUUACCCCAGGAAGGAGGGGAGCCUCGUGAGUCCCUUCCCCCUUUUUUCUUUUCUUUUCUUUUCUUUUCUUUUUUUUUUUUUUUUUUUUGAGACAGGGUCCUACUAUGUACCCAAGGCUGACCUUGAACUUGAGAUCCUCCUGCCUCCACUUGCUGAAUACUGGGGUGAUUACAGGUGUGCACAGCCACCUCUGGCUCAGAAGUAUCUUGGGACAACUUUGUUUCUUUUUAAAACUUGAGACUGUAUAACUGACAAGCCCUCUAGUUCUAACACCCUAACUGACGAAUAGAUGGACUUAACAAAAAUGUAGAUGAGUCCCUCAGGGUUUCUUGGUUUUAUAGCUAAUAGGCUUGGGCCCUGGUACCAUCAGUUGAUCCUCCCAAACCUAGUGUUUUCAUCUCGGACUUUCUCUUGCUCUCCCUUCUUAGUUCCCCAUCCCGGUCCCGAUGUGCCAUAUCCUAACCAACACCAGGAAGCUGUAUCUGUAGACUGUAGAGCGAUGGAGGAGGCAGGAGGCACCAAGGAUAAGCAUUUACAGCGUCUAGACCUCUCCUUCGCUUUAUCCUUCCGUGUACAAAGCAGGCCAUCACUACAAUAUGUGAUGAGAGGGAUUUAGUGGAGAAAGCCAGGGGCUUAGUUCAUUAUACCACAGUGCCUCACAAACUCAGCUGGGGGGGGGGGGUCACAAAGUUUGUUUAAACAGUUGAAGAUGUCAUCCAAAGACAACCUGGAAAUUCUGAAGCAGGGUUAACUUAUGUUGGAGAAAGAGCUCUUUACAUGAAAGUUAUCUCUACUUUGUUUUGGAAAAAUUCAAAAUCUAGUAACUGAGGCAGGCAUAGCCGUCCUCCCCAGUGGUCCCGGGACUUUAGAAGCAGAGGCAGGCAGGAAGAUCCAUGGCUACUUCUCAGUUCAUUUUCUCACGUUUGUUUGGGCCUCGAUAGUCUAAAAUGAAAAUGGACCUAAGUUUCAGAGAGAAAGGAAGGGGGCAGUGUGAACCCUAGAAGGUAGCCAACCCCUGCUGACUGGGAGUUACUCCCAGAAGGCUGUCCUCCUGCAGUUGCUAGGCAACGAGUGUAAACAGCACUGGAUCAUGGCCACUAACUACAGUGCCAACCAGUAUGAAAGGGCUUACUUACCCAGGUACCUGCAGAACUGGUCUCCUGCCAAGCCAACAAAAGAGAAAAUCGCUACCCAUGAAGGUUACACUCAGAUAAUCGCCAACGAUCGAGGUCACCUCUUGCCUUCAGUGCCCCGUUCCAAGGCAAGUCCUUGGGGUUCCUACAUAGGCACCUGGCAAAUGCCCCUGAAGAUACCACCUGCUAAGGCGAACUUGACCGCCCGUACAACGGCUGCUGCCGACUCCCUCACCGAAUGGAUACACAAGAAUCCUGACCUACUCAAUGCCUGUAAUGGGCUGCGUCCUGAAAUCAUCGGCAAGCCCCGUGAUCUCAACAGUCAGAAGAAACAGAAGAAAUCUGUCACAAAGACUGUACAACAAGCACUAAAUCCAACCAUAAUCCCCAGCUCCCCGGUGAUCCAAGGAGACAACCCGGAUGAACCUCAGAGCUCACACCCCUCUGCGGGUCACACUCCAGGUCCCCAGACACCACUCAACUCUCCCAAGAAUCCACCUCCGAGCCCAAGUUAGAGCACCAAGCGGGGCUUAGUCUAGCUGAGAUCCAGAUGAGCAAAGCUGUGCGGGGUAAAGGCCAUGCUAGGGUGACAUUUUAGAUACUGAUUGAAAUAAACAAGACCCUGUAUUCAGAAGUGUGGAAUAGGGAAAUGGUGGGCCAGGAGUAAAGGUAAAUUUGGGAAAAUAAACAUUGUUUGCUUGUUAAA
Rattus norvegicus (Norway rat) is the source of this 1845-nucleotide messenger RNA. The record is from RefSeq and is a predicted model, not a curated record. Lineage: Eukaryota; Metazoa; Chordata; Mammalia; Rodentia; Muridae.